Molecule: messenger RNA, 2987 nt
Organism: Cottoperca gobio
Lineage: Eukaryota; Metazoa; Chordata; Actinopteri; Perciformes; Bovichtidae
Product: coiled-coil domain-containing protein 149-like
Exons: 13
Coding region: 122-1816 (564 amino acids)
Source: RefSeq, a predicted model, not a curated record
UUCCUCGAUCAGCUAAUCCGUUUUGAUGAGUCUCUAAAUCUGAUCACAACAUAGUGAUGCUUUUUUGAAGCUCACCUUGCGUCAUUAAUAAUAUUUUUUUUUUCCUGCAGUGCGCAGCGAGAUGGAUCCGUCCAGGAGGAGCGAGAGCGACUGGCAGGGGCUGGUCAACGAGUUCCUCAUUUGUAAGCGGAAGUUGGAGAGUAAGAAAGAAGCUCUUCUGAUUCUGUCGAAAGAGCUGGACACCUGCCAGCAGGAGAGGGACCAGUACCAACUGAUGGCCAACCAGCUCCGUGAGCGACACCAAGGACUCAAGAAGAAGUACAGAGAGCUCAUUGACGGAGAUCCCUCUCUACCUCCUGAGAAAAGGAAUCAAGUGAAUUUAGCCCAGUUACUGAGAGACUCCAGAGAGAAAAGCAGUCACCUUUCUGAUGAGGUGAGGGAGCUGAAACAACGACUGGUGGAAGCUCAAGGUGAUAACAAGCUUCUACGAAUGACCAUCACCAAACAGAGGCUUGGAGACGAGGAGGUCGGCACUCGACACUUUCCUGCUCAUGAACGAGAGGAUCUGGUCAAACAGUUAGAGCGAGCCGGAGAGCAGAACGAGGAUCUGGAGCACAGCGUGAAGUCGCUCACUGACGAGCUUCAGGACGUACGAGCAGAGCGCGACGUGUUUCAGCAGAAGGCUCAUCGGCUCAAUUUGGAAAUUAACCACAUCCUGGGCAAUGAUGAGAUACGCAUUUUAGACGUAGAUGCACUCUGCAUGGAGAACAGGUAUCUGCAUGAACGGUUCUGUCAACUUCAAGAAGAAAUUCACUUGCUCAAAACAAACCUGGUGAAGUACAAGAGCGCACUGGACUGCAGGAAAACUUCUAAAAUAUGUGGAAAACCCAACAGUAGUGCACUGACUGGGGUGCUCUCUGCUAAACAAGUGAAGGAAUUGUUACUGUCUGAAGAGAACGGCUGCAGUUUGCCGGUGACUCCUCAGUCCAUCUCAGACCUCAAGUCACUCGCCACAGCUCUGCUGGAAACCAUCCACGAGAAGAACAUGGUGAUUCAGCACCAACGCCAAAUCAACAAGAUCCUUGGAAAUCGAGUAGCAGAGCUGGAGAAGAAACUAAAAACAUUAGAAAUGUCUGGAUUAUGGAGCCUGCCAGGCCUGACUUAUAAUGUGUCUCUGGGAAUAUAUGGAAGAGGAAAAGACCCCAUCAUCCUCAAUACUCAGCAGGCUGAGUCAGAGUCUCCUGCGCAGGAAGGUGACGAAGAGUCAGAAGAAAUAUCCGUCGAUCAGCAGAGCUCUGCAGAAGUCCCAAUCCAAGAGAGUGGACCACCAGCUGGGUCAGGUGAGGAAGAGGAGCUUCUUGAGGAGACACCAUCGGCAUCCAGCGAGGAGACGUGCCAACCGAACCUCUCGUACCAGUCAGCUGAGGAAGAGCCAGUCAGCCCUCAGAUACAAACACCAGGCAGUGAAGAGUGUCAUGACAGCGGCCAAUCACAGGUCACAACUGAUGUCAUGAGUCAAGGGUCAAAAGAAGAAGAAGAGGAGUGUGUGAGUCAUUCCUCUCCCACACAACAUCCGUCAGACCUCUUACAGCAAACUUUAGAGAACUCUGACCCCACAGGAGGAAGAGAGGAUGAGUCGGAUGAAUGCACUGAAGGGGUGGAGACUGAAAACACGGAGUGUAUUAUAACAGUGGAAAACAUCAAUAGCACAAUAACCACCGCUGCAAGUUCUGACGAAGAGCAGGCUGAUGUCCAGUCAAACCAGCAGACUGAGCUUUCAGAAGGGACAGAUGCUUGUGUUAGUCAGGGAAUGUGAAGUCGUACAUGAGCCGCUCACAUGUUGCAGAGCAUCAGGAGAAAUCCUCAUAAGGAAUGAUAAUGAAAACACUAUCGAGUUGUUAUGAUUGACAGAUGGUGAAACACAAUUAUUGGGACACUACAACUGUCAACUCUCAGUAACUGAUUAUCUUAUUUGUGCUUUCACUUGAUCCAUUUCAAGUCUCAAAGAAUGUCGAAACCCGAAGAUAACACCCAUAUGUGAUUGUUGAACAAUAUGCAUCUAUAAACAGCCUCCACAAACAUUUUUGGAACACAUUUAGGCAGAGAUUCGCUCCCAUUCAGCCAGACGAGCAGUAGGUUGAGGUUGGGCAAUAAGGCCUGCCUCACAGUUCACUUAAUCCAAAAGGUGUUGGAUGGGUUUGAAGUCAGAACAUGGCGCAUGACAGUCAAGUUCUUCCACACUGUCAUGUUGAAACAGGACACGGUUAUUCCCAAACUGUGGAGAAACUGAUUUGUUGAUUUAAAAAGUAACAAACUAAAGGGCUGUAGAAUGUGGGUGAAAGGGUUCACAAAAUGUGAUGAUUUAGAUUGUUCUGCAUUUGAUGGAUACAGUUUCAGUCUUUGUACAUUUACUUAAGAGUGAAUAAGAAUUCAACAGUGAAGGAGAAUGUAAUUUGUAACAUGUCUAAUGUUGACCCCGAUUCAGAUGUCACACAAAUGAAAAUCAAAAAAGGGACAAAGUGCAGUUGACCAUAAACAAAGAUGUGAUGUUGCUUAGCAAUGAAUUCUCCUAUAUUUCUACCUCCGUCCACGCUUCCCCCUCGACAUUAAGGAAACACCUUAUUGAUCACUACGUCAAUGUUUAAGCUAAGCUUUAUAGUGUUUCUUCACACAAAAUACAUUAGUUUUCUUAUCACAAAAUGAUCAAGCUAUAUAAAAUGCAUUGCUGCAUGACAAGAUAAUGGCACUCUAACCCAUGCCAUUAAUUAUUUGACAGCAAAUAUUUGAUUUACAAGAAUUUGUCAAUUGACUGAACAAACAUCUUAGUUAAGAAAACAUUUCCAUAACUAAUCUAAGCCACAACAUGUAGUAUUACCAGCACUGACGUCUCGGUUGUGUUUUUGUAGUGAAAUAUUAAUUCACUAGAUAAUUACACAAAGCCAUGUGUAUUUGUUGAAUGUGUACAAAAUAAAUGAUUUUCACCUGCU